Molecule: messenger RNA, 2346 nt
Organism: Lotus japonicus
Lineage: Eukaryota; Viridiplantae; Streptophyta; Magnoliopsida; Fabales; Fabaceae
Product: cation/H(+) antiporter 4-like
Exons: 3
Coding region: 1-2346 (781 amino acids)
Biological process (GO): proton transmembrane transport; regulation of pH
Cellular component (GO): membrane; endomembrane system
Molecular function (GO): antiporter activity
Source: RefSeq, a predicted model, not a curated record
AUGAAUACAAUCAUAAAUGUAAAUCAGAGUUUGUUCUUGACAAUUGAUAAAUUCAAUGAAACCUUCUACAAUGUUUGUUAUGCUUCACCACCCACUAUCGUUUCAGAUGGCUUAUGGGUUCAAAUUGAUUACAGGAAGCCAAUGAAGGCUUCACUCCCAUUGUUAGAGUUGCAGAUGCUUAUAAUUUUUUGCAUCACCCAAUUCUUCCAUUUCUUCCUGAAGCACUUGGAUUUCCCUCUAUUUGUUCCCCAAGUCAUAGCUGGCCUACUUCUAGGCCCUUCUAUUCAGCUAGAGGCACUGGACAGAUUCAAGAAGUCUGUGUUUCCUUACGGAACCCAAGAUACACUUGCAACUAUAACAUCAAUUGGUUAUACACUUUUCAUCUUCAUAACUGGUGUGCAAAUGGAUUUGAGCAUGGUAACCAGGACAGGACACAAGGCAUGGACCAUUGCCAUCAUUUCUUUGGUUGUACCACUCAUUAUUUCUGUUCCAGUUAUAGGUUUCUAUUUACAGAGCAAUUUGGGAGAGUUAAUUAAGGACCUUGGUCCUCUAGUGCUAUCACAAACUAUGAUUUCAUUUGCAGUCGUUGCUUCCCUCCUCAAUGAACUUAAAAUCAUAAACUCGGAACUUGGCAGACUGGCACUAUCCUCGGUGUUGGUGAGUGACAUAGUUGGCACAACUGUUUCAUGUGUUGCCAACGUCUUAGGCGGCACUGGAGGUACAAUGAAACAAUUUUCUUUGUCGCUGGUGGCAUUGAUUGCCAUGAUUAUCUUUGUUCUAUUUGUUUGCCGGCCGGCGAUGUAUUGGAUCGUCAAACACACUCGAGAAGGAAGACUUGUGGAUGAUGGUUACGUCAACAUCAUCAUUAUAAUGGUCUUUGCUUUAGGCUGGGUUUCAGCUAAAUUGGAUCAAGACUUCAUGUUAGGAGCAUUUGUUUUGGGGUUGGCUGUGCCAGAAGGACCACCAUUAGGAUCUGCAUUGGUUAAGAAGCUUGAAUUAUUUGGCCAGUUUUGGUUUUUGCCUACAUAUGUGACUUGCCUUGUGAUGAAAGUAGAUUUGUCCGUGAAUUUUUCACAAACAUCAUUCGGGGUCAUUGCUUCCUUCAUUACCGUUACCCACAUAGUGAAAGUUAUAGCAUGUGUUGUACCUGCCCUCAUGUGCAAGAUCCCCUUGAAAGAUGCCUUGGCGUUUGCCCUCAUUUUGAACGCCAAAGGGGUAGUGGAUAUCAGCUUCUUCAGUACCCUAUAUGACGAUUCGGCCAUUUCUGCCCAAACUUAUGCAGCGUUGAUAGUCAGCGUAGUGAUCAUAGCUUGCAUAGUGAAGGGGGGAUUGAAAUUCUUGUAUGAUCCAUCAAGAAAAUAUGCAGGCUACCAGAAACGGAACAUCAUGAGUUUAAAAUCAAACUCAGGGUUAAGAAUACUUGCUUGUAUUCACAAACAACACAACAUAAGUGCUCUAACAGAUGUUCUUGACAUAUGUUCUCCAACAACACAACACCCGAUCAUAGUGGAUGUACUGCAUCUAAUUGAGCUUGUUGGAAGGACUUGCCCCAUCUUAAUCUCACACCGCCUUCAGAAAUCGCUCUCAAUGGGCUCCCACAAGUCUUACUCAGAUGAUGUGAUCCUUGCUUUUGACCACUUUGAACAUGAAAACUAUGGUGCAGCAACUGCACACAUCUACACAGCAAUUUCUUCACCCACACUGAUGCAUGACGAUGUUUGCCAGCUUGCACUAGACAAAGUUGCAUCCUUAAUUAUCGUUCCUUUCCAUCAAAGAUGGUCCGCUGAUGGUGUAAUUGAAUCUGAUGACAAGAACAUAAGGUCUUUGAAUUUCACACUCCUAGAAGUGGCUCCUUGCUCAAUAGGAAUCCUCGUGUACCGUUCUCCAUUGCUGAACAACUCAUCAGUCCGCUUAGCCAUGAUCUACAUGGGUGGAAAAGAUGACAGAGAAGCUCUGUGUUUAGCUAAAAGAACAUUGAGAAACCCAAGGAUCAACUUGGUUGUAUACCACCUUGCUACCGGGGAACGUAUGCAAAACUUGGAGUAUCUUCUAGAUAAUAAGGCACUGGAAGGAGUUCAGAAAUCACACAAUGGGAUGGAAAAUAUGAGUUAUCAUGAAGUGAAAGUGAAUGAUGGACCAGGUACUUCUGCUUUUUUAAGAGACAUAGUAAAUGAGCAUGAUUUCUUUAUAGUUGGGAGAAGACAUGAAAAUAAUCCACAGACAUCAGGGCUCACAACUUGGAGUGAGUUUCAAGAGUUAGGUGUCAUUGGUGAUUUGCUUGCUUCAUCAGAUUUUGAGAGCAGAGCAGGUGUUUUGGUGGUGCAACAACAAGGCAAAGACACAUAG